Molecule: messenger RNA, 1744 nt
Organism: Coregonus sp. 'balchen'
Lineage: Eukaryota; Metazoa; Chordata; Actinopteri; Salmoniformes; Salmonidae
Source: the annotation of a GenBank genome assembly
CACGUUGGCUUGGCAACCAACUAACAAUUUUGUUUACCUAGCUAGCUAGCUAGAUUUAUAAUUUGCAAGUCGUGAUUUGUUGGCUAAAAAGAUGAUAGAUCCUGCUUUAAGUUCUUUGGGUGCUCAGAUUGUCUUGGCUGCGUCCAGUGAUGAGAAUCAUCCUCCAGAAAACAUUAUUGACGGGUGAGACGUGUUUAUUCUAAAGAGAAACCUCUAUCAAAAAGAUAGUUUAGAACCUCUGUGCCUAUCUGGUUUGUUGUUAGCUAACGUUAGAUAGCUAGCUAUACUAACCUAAACUUCCUGUUUGUCACAGUAGCUAGCUAGCUCGUCAGAUAUGGUUUGUAUUGUUGAUAGCUAGCUACAUGCUUUGUUGUUAAAAUCAAGAUAAAAGCUACUAGCUAGCUAGGUAUGGUAGCGUGAGAAGAGCUAGCGAGCUAUGUGGUGGUAACAUCUCCUUAGUCUGUUAGUCUGCUACAGACACCCAACAAUGUUUCCACACAAAGCCAACAUCCUGCUGCUAUACUAUGUCAUGUUACACCAGUCACUAACUCACAGCCAGCAGCACCAUGCCACGCCACACCACACCAUUAAUUGGCCAGGUCGCAGUUGUAAAUGAGAACUUCUCAACUGGCUUACCUGGUUAAAUAAAGGUGAAAAAAAUUAAUAACUCACCACAGUCCAUACCUUGAUGAGUCACUUUCUCUCUUCUCAGGAACACUGAAACAUUUUGGAUGUCCACUGGAAUGUUUCCACAGGAGUUCAUAAUCUGCUUUGCUGAAUCUAUGAAAAUUGCCCUUGUGACAAUGCACUGUUAUAAUGGUAUGAAACAAGGUCAAAAGUAACUUAUCAAAUGGCACACUGUCUAGCUACUACAGCUUGAUCAUGUUGCUUGAAAUGUAUCUGUUAUUUUGUUCUCGUUGUCUUUCAGUUAAGACUCUUAAAAUUGAGAAGAGCAUCUCAGAUGAUGCUACUGACUUUCUGGCUAUUUCAGAAAAGGGUAAGCAAAGCUACUACGAAUACACAGUGCCUCGAAGCAAAUUAAGUCUGCCUUUCAAAGCAGUAUUGUGAUCUUCAUUGCAUCUUGUUUCAGAAUUUGAACACACAGAGGGGCAUCUUCAAACAAAUGAUAUUCCAGUGAGUUGACUGCCUAUUCUAAUCUAAUGUGCAUAAUGUUCUACAUGGUACUACAACGUGUCUGCAAAUGUCAUAUACUGUAUAUACACAUGACUUUGAGUGAUUAGAACUAGUCUUGUUUUUUUCUCUUUACAGUUAAAUGUUUUUUCUCUUUACAGCUAAAUGGAACGACUGCAACACACUUGCGCUUCAUCAUUACCUCUGGAUAUGACCAUUUUGUCUCAGUACACAGGGUCAGUGUGGAGUGAUGAAAUAUAUAUAGUACCUUCUCAUAAUGUAUAUCUCUACUUAUUAAGGAGUUUGUCUGAAUAUCUAAUAUGUUUUACAUUGUAUUGUCUUUUUGUUGUUGUGUAUAUUUUUUAAAAUAAUGAAACAGGAGUUAAUGUUACAUCACCUGAGGCCCAAUUAAUAGUUUGUUUUAUUCUACCUGUUCACCAAAUCCAAAUUGUAAUACAAUCUGUUGAAUAAAUCAGACUACAAUUGUAAUCUGAAAACAAUUGCACUUGACUCAAAACAUAUGGUGACAGUUGAUGAAAUAAGGUUCUCCACCUGUAGACGUUUCAUCUGUGUGUCCACCAGGUCACUAUAUUGUUGGGGGUCUUUCUUCACU